CUUGCUCUUGACGUUACCUCCACCAAGGCUGAAACACGCGACUCGUUUUCGACAUACUUCAUCCAGUCGUUGACAUCAUGUCUCUUGUAAUACCCGACGAAGAGCAACAGAAAGUGGUAAGAGCUGCCCUCAAUGAAGAUGUUAACACGAGACAAAGAGACUUGGAGGCGAUUAAAGAGUGGUUGAGGAAAGAACCGCAUCUUCCGGACACCUGGGAUGACGUCGCUUUAAUGAACUUCUUGCGUGGUUGUAACUUCUCCCUCGAGCGCACAAAACGCAAAAUCGACAUGUAUUUCACAAUGCGAGCCGCAAUUCCCGAAUUUUUCACCAAUCGUGACGUCACACGUCCCGAACUCCAGGAAAUCAUAAAAUUGAUGCGUGCGUCCGUUAUGCCCGGCUUAACAGCCGACUGUAAACGUGUGACAGUUGCUGGUGCAUCAGCUGUUGAUUUUGACACACCUGACAUAGCCAACUUUAUGAAAAUCGCACUUAUGUUGGGGGAUUUACGUCUCCGAAUGGAAAAAGUGGGCGUGGCUGGUGACGUAUACGUACUUGAUGCCAGUGUUGCCAUUUUGAAGCAUUUCGUGAAAGUUUCACCAGCAAUUGUUAAGAAGUUUUUUGUUUGUGUACAAGAGGCGUAUCCUGUCAAGGUCAAGGAAGUUCACGUGAUCAAUGCCACGCCUCUUGUUGAUUUUAUAAUCAAGUGGGUGUCGCCGUUUUUGAAGGAGAAAAUCCGGAAGAGGAUUCAUGUACAUCCGGAUUUGGAGUCGUUGUUCCGGUUUGUUCCAAGGGAGUUGCUCCCGGAGGAGUUUGGGGGGACUGCAGGGAAGGUCAAUGAACAUAUGGAGAAGUGGAUAGAGGCGUCGAAAAGGGAGAAGGCGUGGUUUGAGAAAGAGGAAGGGGUGAAAGCUGACGAAUCAAAACGGCCGGGGAAACCCACGUGUCAUGAGGAGUUGUUUGGAUUGGAAGGCAGUUUUAAACAAUUGGCGAUCGAUUGAGAGGGGGAAAUUUAGUAGAAUUUUUUGAUUUUUUUACUUUUAUAAUUAUGUUGUGUAUAAUUAUUUAUUAAAUUUUUUUGGAGGUA
Tribolium madens (black flour beetle) is the source of this 1084-nucleotide messenger RNA. RefSeq names its product alpha-tocopherol transfer protein-like. Gene Ontology annotation, cellular component: membrane. The coding region runs from base 78 to 998 and encodes 306 amino acids. Gene Ontology annotation, molecular function: phosphatidylinositol bisphosphate binding. The transcript is spliced from 3 exons. The record is from RefSeq and is a predicted model, not a curated record. NCBI's taxonomy places the organism in Eukaryota, Metazoa, Arthropoda, Insecta, Coleoptera, Tenebrionidae.